GCCACCCGCCCGGCAGCCAACUUGGGGCCGAAACUUUUUCGGGUCCCGCGCUCCCGAGGAGAGCGCGCAGCCCAGCGACGACAGACGGCCGCGGCCCGAGCCGGGCGCCCAGGGCCCAGGGCCUCCCUCCGGCUCGGCCGCGGGCUCCGCUCCCCGAUUGCCCCCCGCCCGCUGAGCUCGGGGGUCCCGGACGCCGAGCAGGGAGCCCCCCCCCAACGCCGCCGGCGGCAGCAGGGUACACGGACCCGAGACCCAGGACCGCCCGGGGAGGAGGGGCGUUCCUCCGGGCCCGCGGAGGCUGCCCCCGCAUCUGGGGGACCAAGCAGACGCGCGGGCGGGACUCCCGGAGCGGAGCGCCCUGGUCCGCGCCGCCAGCCCCGCGCCAGGCGGCGGAUGAAGAGUCCAGUGCCGGGGCCCAAGCCCGCUCGCUGAGAGGAGCAGGCAGGGUCUGCACCGGGCGCCCCCGGCGGGGCAGGGCCCCCCGACCGCGAGCCGCCGCGCCCGGCCGACCCAGCGCAGCCGGGCGCUGGAAGAGCCGGGCCGAGCGGAGCGGCGAGCCGGAGCCCGCGGGCCUGCCGGGCGGCGGGACAUGCAGUGUUCACUGGACCUGACACAUGAGGCCUUGACUUGCUCCCGUUGACUGCCAUAACUCUGGCCCUCAGAGCACUCACUGCCACAGACGAGGCCCCCAGUGCACAUCUGAUGAACGGCUUUAAUGAAUAAACAAAUAAUGGACUGAAGAAGUAGGGCAGAGCUGAUGUCUGCCCAGCUCCUCCUGGGCCUCUGCAGGGAGCCCCAUUUCAGAAGCCAACCGCCCCCGGGGUCUUCCCAGGGCACUGGGGAGGGCCGAGGCCCAGGCCCACCAUGCCCAGCCUGUUGCUGCUCGCUGCUGCUCUGCUGUCCAGCUGGGCCCAGCUUCCGGCUGAAGCCAGCUCCUGGUGGUCAUUAGCUCUGAACCCGGUGCAGAGACCUGAGAUGUUUAUCAUCGGUGCCCAGCCCGUGUGCAGCCAGCUUCCUGGGCUCUCCCCUGGCCAGAGGAAGCUGUGCCAACUGUACCAGGAGCACAUGGCCUACAUCGGGGAGGGAGCCAAGACAGGCAUCAAGGAGUGCCAGUACCAAUUUCGCCAGCGGCGGUGGAACUGUAGCACAGUGGACAACGCAUCCGUCUUUGGGAGAGUCAUGCAGAUAGGGAGCCGGGAGACCGCCUUCACCUACGCAGUGAGCGCCGCGGGGGUGGUGAAUGCCAUCAGCCGGGCUUGCAGGGAGGGCGAGCUCUCCACGUGCGGCUGCAGCCGGACAGCGAGGCCCAAGGACCUUCCCCGGGACUGGCUGUGGGGUGGCUGCGGGGACAAUGUGGAGUACGGCUACCGCUUUGCCAAGGAAUUCGUGGAUGCCCGUGAGCGGGAGAAGAACUUCGCCAAGGGGUCGGAGGAGCAGGGUCGGGUGCUCAUGAACCUGCAGAACAACGAGGCGGGGCGGAGGGCUGUGUACAAGAUGGCAGACGUGGCCUGCAAAUGCCACGGCGUCUCGGGCUCCUGCAGCCUCAAGACGUGCUGGCUACAGCUGGCCGAGUUCCGAAAGGUGGGGGACCAGCUGAAGGAGAAGUACGACAGCGCGGCCGCCAUGCGCAUCACCCGCAAAGGCAAGCUGGAGCUGGUCAACAGCCGCUUCAACCAGCCCACCCCGGAGGACCUGGUCUACGUGGACCCCAGCCCGGACUACUGCCUGCGCAACGAGACCACGGGCUCGCUGGGCACGCAGGGCCGCCUAUGCAACAAGACGUCAGAGGGCAUGGACGGCUGCGAGCUCAUGUGCUGCGGCCGCGGCUACGACCAGUUCAAGAGCGUGCAGACGGAGCGCUGCCACUGCAAGUUCCACUGGUGCUGCUACGUCAAGUGCAAGAAGUGCACGGAGGUCGUCGACCAGUACGUCUGUAAAUAGCCGGCGGGGGUGCUCUUCCGGCCGCUUCGCCAAUCUGCCUCACAAAGUUUAUAUUAUAUAAAUCUAUAUAAAUCUAUUUUAUAUUUGUAUAAAUAAAGGGAUGGAUGUUAAAUAAUUAAGAGAAGAAAAUGGAAAGGAGAAGCUUAUUUAAGAGACGCUGGAGGUGUUUGAGGAUUGCGCUGUGCUUGGUUCUCUACUCCCAGUGGGUGUGGGGGCGGGGGCUCUCCCCCCGCUCCCUCUUGCGGGGACUCUCAGGAUGUAGGGACAUGGGACUAGUCGCUGUCUAUCCACCAUGGCCUUGUGGAAACAAGUGGCGGUUGGAUGGAGAAGAUGAUUUUGUCUGGAAGUCUGGAGCCUUUGCCGGCUGGAUGACCACCCUGUGACCCCUGUCACUGGGCCAGGAGACCCUGUGCAAGGCGGCAGGAACUCUGCUUACACCUCCCAUCUUCAGGGUCUUGUCCGGAAUACUGACUGGUUCCGGAAGAGGGCAGGUGUUUUCUUACCCUUUCACUCGGGCAUGUCCUGGCAGAAUCCACAUUAACGGGAAUGAGCCGAGGUCUGAUGUCGUCCCUGACAGGUGACCACAGUGGGACCUGCACCUCCGCAGACUCCCAGGCCUGUCUGUCUAGCGAGAAUCACCCACCCUCCACAGUUCACGAGGUCCUGCCACCGGUUCCCACACCGAGGGGAAAGGGGGUGGAUUGGCCUGACAUGUUGGGAGAGAGAUGAACUGAAUGUUUGUGCCUGAGCCGCAGAGAGCCAGGAGUGUAACUGGACCGAGCAAAUGUUGCACCGUGCUCCCACAGGGAAAGGAAACGGGAUGCUGCUGCUGUCACUUCCUCCACCCCAGGGGAGGCCCCCUGAGCGACAGGAUGUGUGGCCAGGUCAGGCUCGGCUGGCCUCGCAUGCUGUUUUCAUCUCUGCCCCAGAUGUACAGUUUCUCUCUGACAUUAAAGACCCUUCACUGGA
Neogale vison (American mink) is the source of this 2910-nucleotide messenger RNA. RefSeq names its product Wnt family member 5B (gene WNT5B). NCBI's taxonomy places the organism in Eukaryota, Metazoa, Chordata, Mammalia, Carnivora, Mustelidae. Gene Ontology annotation, molecular function: cytokine activity; frizzled binding. The record is from RefSeq and is a predicted model, not a curated record. Gene Ontology annotation, biological process: cell fate commitment; canonical Wnt signaling pathway; neuron differentiation. The coding region runs from base 865 to 1941 and encodes 358 amino acids. Gene Ontology annotation, cellular component: extracellular region. The transcript is spliced from 6 exons.